GCCGAGUUCGUAUUUUCUAAUUAAAUCAAGGGUGUUAGUAUUAGAAUUACUAAAUCCUCUAAAGAUUAUUUCACCGGAUGUAGCAGAAUGAAGAUGGUUAGACGGACAAUAGGGAUUCGGUGGAUAUGUAUUUUAGUGAUUGUCUGUCUUCUUAUCGCAUCGUAUGACUGCUCGCCAAGGCGCAAAGGAAAACGAAGGCGUAACAGACAACGACAACAAGAGGCCACGAUAUCUAUAGAUGACCUCCAGGGCCUUGGUAAACCGGACAUGCUUCCAAAUUCCGUCAUGCGCACUGGACAAAAUCAGGGCAUGGGCAGCCGUGGUCAUGCUGGAUUUGGCGGACUGGGGGUAAUACCAGUCAAUGCGCCAACUGUCCGUCAAGCAGAUAACGCCAACGCAUUUCCGAUAUCAGCCCGACAGACAGCUUUAAGGCAGCGUCAACGACAGAAUGAAAAUAGAGGAGGUCGACGACGUAAAUCAAGGCGACAAAUUCGACGUCAACGCGCCAGACGACGGCGCUUAAAGGAGAGAGAAGAACGUCGGAUAUCUGGACGUCGGCGCACAAAAGCUGAACGCAGACGUGCGAGGGGCAGAGGCGGAAUGAGAAAUAGAAUUAGGAGUGCACUUGCAAACAUGCAACUUUCGUAGAACUAAUAAUCAUGAUUACAAUUAUACUUCAAAGGAUGAAUGUGGAUUAAUAUACCAUAGUUGUUGUGUAGGCGCUGUAUCUUUUUACAGCAAGUUAAACAAACACUAGAUGCUUUAAAUGAAUAUACGUGUAAUCUUAUUCAACACUGUAUUGUGUAUAUAAUAAUCAAUUAUUUCAAAAUAAAUGCACAUCGAUAUUAUAGAAUUUGCAAAGAUACAUA
Owenia fusiformis is the source of this 869-nucleotide messenger RNA. Lineage: Eukaryota; Metazoa; Annelida; Polychaeta; Sabellida; Oweniidae. The record is from the annotation of a GenBank genome assembly.